AUGGCGGAUAGAGAAAGAUUGUACGGAGAAAUGAUGUCCGCUGUGCUCGAGAGGGAUCUCGAUAGAUUAAGAGAAUUAAUUACUACUGUUCAAUCAUUGAAUUGGAAUAUUAAUGAAUUACCCGAGAUUGAAAAUGUUAAUAGAACUACAUUGUUACACAUGGCAGUAGUAAUGAGACAGAGGGAGAUAGCAGAACUAUUAAUAACCAACGGAGCUAAUGUACAUGCUGUAGAUAGAAGAAAUUAUACACCGAUGCAUGAGGCUGCUCGAAAUGACGAUUUAGAAAUAAUGAAACUACUUAUGGAUAACGGUGCCAACAUAGCAAAUCUGCCCAAAUUAUUGUUCAUUGCUGUUAAAAGGGCUUCUACAGAAUUUGUUAAGCUGGUUUUGCAACACAUCGAUGUUAAUGCAAUAGAUUCAGAUGGUAGCAUGGCCAUACAUUCAUGUGUUCGCCGUCGUCCCAUUAAUUAUGAAACCCUUAAGCUUUUGAUCGUUAAAGGAGCUAAUAUUGAUGCAAAACAUAAUCAUACAACGGCGCUUAAUUUAGCCGCCCGAGUCAGAGACAUAAAUGCCGUCAAGCUUCUGUUGAACAAUAAUGCGGAUGUUAACUGCAAAGAAGAAGACGGUACGACACCGCUUCAUAUUUUUGUGUCAUUUCAGGAAGUGGAAAUUUGUAAACUACUCGUGAAGAAAGGUGCAUACUUGAAUAUCAAGAGCGAUACAAGACCACCACCGCUUCAUGUUGCUGUUUCGGUAGAUAAUCUGGAUAUCAUGGAAAUUUUGUUACGUGCAGGUGCCAAUGUAGAUUGCGUUGAUGGAGAUGGAAACACUGCGCUUCAUCUUGCUUCUAACAUGCCUCACGACCGUCUCACUGCGACCCUUCUAAGAUACUGUUCUGACAUCAACAUCGUUAACCAAAGGAACUUUACAGCGUUAGAAUAUGCAUUAGAAACUACAAGUCCAUCAUUUAUCGUUCUUUUGCAACACGUAAUAGCAUUGCAGGUUGCUGAGUUUGAUGUUCAUGCUUUAAACAUAGCUGCGAUUACCAAAGCAGAGUUUAGAAAUCAACAAUAUGAGGGAGAAUGUAAAAGAGAAUUCGAGAGAAUGAAAAAUGAGAAAAUCAACAACACCAACAUUAGCUUUUAUGAUAUUCUAAUAGCAAACAUAAAUAAAUUCCCGAGAAAUGAAGAUGUUGUCAACUAUUUAACACUAAACAAUUGCGAAACGGCGUUCCCUAUUUAUGGUAGUAUGAUGAAAACUCGUUUUAUAUUGGGUGUGGAAAAAAAUAAGUUGAUAGAUGAGAGCAUUCUAGCUUGUGAGAAGUUAUUCAAGCAUCCUGAUAAAAGUUUGCCCUUUACUAUCUGCGUACAGAUAUGUGGCUAUUUUUGUCGCGAAGAGAUGAGGAAACUGGUGGAGGAGAGAGAAACGAAAGUAGUGCAUGAGAGAGUGAUAGAGAUUUUGGAUGGAAGAGGGGCAGGAAUAGGGUGGGUGAAGGAGUGGUUAAGGAUUAGAGAUGGAGAGGAGGAUUAG
Messenger RNA from Ceratina calcarata, 1530 nucleotides. RefSeq names its product serine/threonine-protein phosphatase 6 regulatory ankyrin repeat subunit C-like. The coding region runs from base 1 to 1530 and encodes 509 amino acids. NCBI's taxonomy places the organism in Eukaryota, Metazoa, Arthropoda, Insecta, Hymenoptera, Apidae. Gene Ontology annotation, molecular function: protein binding. The record is from RefSeq and is a predicted model, not a curated record. The transcript is spliced from 2 exons.